Molecule: messenger RNA, 1800 nt
Organism: Antechinus flavipes (yellow-footed antechinus)
Lineage: Eukaryota; Metazoa; Chordata; Mammalia; Dasyuromorphia; Dasyuridae
Gene: SUPT3H
Product: SPT3 homolog, SAGA and STAGA complex component
Exons: 12
Coding region: 377-1519 (380 amino acids)
Biological process (GO): transcription by RNA polymerase II
Molecular function (GO): protein heterodimerization activity; transcription coactivator activity
Source: RefSeq, a predicted model, not a curated record
UAGCUCGAGAGAAACUAGUGAACGCCCGUAGACAGAAGGCGCAUGCGUCCGAGUUUCAGUGCUCUUUAGGUCUGUGGCGUGGGGGAGUCUUAAGUCAUUCCUUCUUGCUUUGGCCCCUUUUCCCCUCCACAGUCUCAACCGUGUACCUCCUCCCCCCAGCACAAGAAAUAGAGGUUACGCCAUCUUGUUCCCCCCUCCCACGACCUCAGUCGCCCCCUCUCCUUUGCCACCCUCCCCUCCCCCCUACUCCCCGGAAGAGUGUCCUGGGCAGCCGCGGCGGGAACAACAUCAGCUUCGGCCGUCCCCACCUCCGCGGCGCGGGACUCGCAGCCGUCCGUCAGUCCAUCCGCCCCACCAAGGGUUCAUUAAAGCAGAGAUGAAUAAUACUGCAGCUAGCCCGAUGUCAACUGUUGCUACUUCAAGUAGUGGAAGAGCCACAGGGAAAUCUACAAGUUUUACUCUUGAGCUGCAGAGUAUGAUGUUUUCUUUGGGAGACGCUAGAAGGCCACUUCAUGAAACAGCAGUCUUGGUGGAAGAUAUUGUUCAUACUCAGUUGAUUAAUUUGUUGCAGCAAGCAGCUGAAGUUUCACAGCUACGUGGAGCCAGAGUGAUUUCUGCUGAAGAUCUUCUUUUUCUGAUGCGCAAAGACAAGAAAAAGCUUAAAAGACUGCUGAAAUAUAUGUUUUUCCGAGACUAUAAAUCUAAAAUUGUCAAAGGUAUAGAGGAAGAUGAUCUUCUGGAAGACAAAUUUAGCAACAGUAGCAAUGUCAACAAAAGGCAGAAAAUAGCCCAAGAUUUCCUUCACUCUAUUGAUCAGACAGGAGAACUUUUGGCUAUGUUUGAAGAUGAUGAGAUUGAUGAUGUUAAACAAGAGAGAAUGGAGAGGGCUGAAAGACAGACUCGAAUGAUGGAUGCAGCUCAAUAUGCAGAAUUUUGUGAAAGUCGCCAAUUAAGCUUUUCCAAAAAAGCUUCCAAGUUCCGAGACUGGUUGGAUUGUAGCAGUAUGGAGAUCAAACCAAAUGUUAUUGCCAUGGAGAUUUUGGCCUAUUUAGCAUAUGAGACUGUGGCCCAGUUGGUGGAUCUGGCUCUUCUGGUUAGGCAAGAUAUGGCACCCAAAGCAGGUGACCCCUUCAGCCAUGCCAUUUCUGCUACUUUCAUACAGUAUCAUGCUUCCAGUGAGCCACAUCUCUUCGGGUCGAGUUCUGGCAUGAAAUCCAGCCCUGAUUCCCCUGAAAAUACGCCUCCUCCUACACCAACUGCUCCAACAUCUGGACCACAACACCCAGGGAAAACCCAAUCAGGGACUUUGGGGAAUGGGAAUAUUGGACAAGACUCGGCUAAAACAAAACAAAGGAAAAGGAAAAAGAGCACUGCAGCCUGUGGUAUCGAGGCUCAAAGCGAUGCCAUCCAGCCUAGCCACAUCAGAGAGGCUAUUCGACGCUAUGGCCACAAGAUUGGCCCAGUUUCCCCAUUCACAAGUGCCUACCGCAGAAAUGGAAUGACUUUCCUAGCCUGCUAACAUGGACAUGGAUAUCACUACAGCAACAGAAAAGGCGACAUUCUAUUAAAGUGUUUUGUUUUGCCCAGUCAGUAGAAAGGAGAGGAAGCAGAAAUACAGGUUGAGUUCUCCAUUUUCUAAGGAGUCUGCUGCUUUGUUAUAGUUAUCAAAAGGCUGACUCCUGCUCUUUUCCAGCCCCCUCCAUCAUUACUCUUAUUUGCCAGAUGAAGCUUUGAGCUAAUUAAUGGCAGGAUAUUUGGGGUAGUAUGUAGGUGGACAAGAAUGCAAAUCAUACACAAUCA